Microthlaspi erraticum is the source of this 294-nucleotide messenger RNA. Lineage: Eukaryota; Viridiplantae; Streptophyta; Magnoliopsida; Brassicales; Brassicaceae. The record is from the annotation of a GenBank genome assembly.
AUGAGUCCGAUCGUCAUCACCCAGCUAGCCACAGGUCUCGGCGUCUUAGCCGGUGCGGUUUUAGUCAAAUCGGUAUUGGACCAAAAGCCUAUGGCCGGUCCGUUCCCUCGUUGUCCGACCUGUAACGGUACGGGACGAGUCACGUGUUUCUGCUCUCGGUGGUCCGAUGGAGAUGUCGGAUGUCGUAGAUGUUCCGGUUCGGGUCGUGCGGCUUGUAGCAAUUGUGGCGGUACUGGAACCGGUACACCUGUACCGGUUCAGAUAGCGGUUCGACCACAGAAUCGCCCUUUCUGA